AUGGGUGUUCCAGCGUUUUACCGCUGGUUGGCGGACAAGUAUCCGUUGAUUAUAGUGGAUGUGAUUGAAGAGGAGCCGCAGGUGAUCGACGGCGUGACGGUGCCGGUGAACACGGUGGAAGCGAACCCUAACGGCGAGUUCGACAAUCUGUACCUCGACAUGAACGGCAUCAUUCAUCCGUGCUUCCACCCCGAAGAUCGCGUAAGUCCUUCUAGACGCUUACAUCUUCGACUGCCUAGGCCUUCUCUUUUACCUGGUUCUUUCCCUCACGUCUUCUCCCCUUCCAUCCUUUCGCUUCCCACACCCUUCUCUCCUGCAGUCGUCCCCCACGACCCUGCACAAGGACAUCCUCGACUACACUACAUUGACCGCCUCCUUGGCCUGACGCUUUCCCUCCCAUCUCCUUCCUUUCAUCCGUUCUCUUCCCUACAACUAUCUCUCCUGCAGCCGUCCCCCACCACCCUGCACGAGCCGUCCCCCACCACCCUGCACGAGGUGUUUCAGAACAUCUUUGACUACAUUGACCGCCUCUUCGCCAUGAUCCGCCCUCGCAAAGUGCUCUUCAUGGGCAUUGACGGUGUGGCUCCGCGAGCCAAGAUGAACCAGCAGCGCUCCAGAAGAUUCCGAGCAGCCAAGGACGCAGCAGACGCUGCAGCGGAGGAGGAGCGGCUGAGGAAGGAGUUUGAGCUGGAGGGGCGCAUGGUGCCGCCCAAGGAGAAGUCGGAGACGGUCGACUCCAACGUCAUCACGCCCGGCACGCCCUUCAUGCAGCAGCUGUCCGUCGCGCUGCAGUACUACAUCCACCUUAGGAUCAAUCAGGACCCCGCCUGGAAGAAUGUCAAGGUGAUUCUGUCGGACGCCAACGUGCCAGGCGAGGGAGAGCACAAGAUCAUGAACUACAUUCGCCUGCAGCGGAACCUUCCAGGCUUCGACCCCAACACACGCCACUGCAUCUACGGACUGGACGCGGAUCUGAUCAUGCUCGCCCUGGCAACACACGAAGUGCAUUUCACCAUUCUCAGAGAGGUGGUGUUUCAGCCCGGGCAGGUGGACAAAUGUUUUCUGUGCGGGCAGACGGGGCACCUGGCGGCAGAGUGUGAGGGCAAGCCGAAGCGCAAGAGGGGCGAGAACGACGAGAAGGAGGGGGGUGUACCCAAGAAACCGUUUCAGUUGCUGCAGUGCUGGGUGCUGCGAGAGUACCUGGAGCUGGAGUUCCGCGUGCCGGGGGUGGAGAUGGACCUGGAGAGGGUGCUCGACGACUUUGUCUUCAUGUGCUUCUUCGUGGGGAAUGACUUUUUACCGCACAUGCCGACGCUCGAGAUCAGAGAGAGGGUGCUGGACGAUUUUGUCUUCAUGUGCUUCUUCGUGGGGAAUGACUUUCUGCCGCACAUGCCCACUCUCGAGAUCAGAGAGGGUGCCAUCAACCUCCUGGUGUCAAUCUACCGCCGGGAGUUCGCCAACCUGGGAGGCUACCUCACAGAGAACGGCGAGGUGGAUCUGCGGCGAGUGGAGCAUUUCAUCCAGGCUGUGGCAGUGCACGAGCAGUCCAUCUUCAUGAAGCGCGCCCGCAUCCACCAGAGGCAGAAGGAGAGGAGGGUGCGAGACAGGCAGCAGAAGGAACGCAAUCAGUACCGCAAGGGAGACGAGGCCGCCCCCAACGUGCCCUCAUCCGCCCUGCAGCCACUGCCAGCAUCACAGCAGCCAACGCACCACGGAGGACUGUACAGCCGCAGCGACAUGAACCCUGCCUCUCGCAACUCCUUCGCCCUCCUCGCCACGCCGCUCGCCAACCCCAAUGCUGCUGCUGCCAACGGGUCAGCGGGGAGCAACCAGGCGGCUGCUGCUGCGCUGCGCGCCAAGCUGGCAGGCCACGCCACGUCAGCAUCGUCGGCCGACCCGGCUGCGCCACCUGAGGAGGAGGAGGAGGAUCUGCAGGAGGAGCUCAAGCUCAAGCUCAAGUCCGCGCUCAAGGGCAAAUCAGACCUGUUUGCCGGGGGCAAGGAGCCGGAUGACGAGAUCCGGCUGGGUGACGACGGGUGGAAGGAACGCUACUACCAGCAGAAGUUUGGAGUGACGUCGUAUGAGGAGCAGGAGCGCGUUCGUCAGGAUGUGGUGCUGAAGUUUGUGGAGGGUCUAUGCUGGGUCAUGAGAUAUUACUACCAGGGCGUGUGCUCUUGGAACUGGUACUACCCGUACCACUAUGCACCGUUUGCAUCUGAUUUGGUGCGGCUGGACGAGUUGGAGAUUCACUUCUUUCUAGGCCGCCCCUUCAAGCCCUUUGAUCAGCUCAUGGGCGUGCUGCCCGCCGCCAGUUCCGGUGCGCUGCCAACAGCGUAUCGCAAGCUCAUGUCGGACCCAGCCUCGCCCAUCGUUGACUUCUACCCCACUGAUUUCAGUGUUGACAUGAAUGGCAAGCGCUUUGCUUGGCAGGGAGUGGCGUUGCUGCCGUUCAUCGAUGAAGACCGACUGCUAGAGGCCAUCAAGCAAGUCGAGUCCACUCUCACGCCGGAGGAGAGGAGGCGCAACAGCCAGCUGUGCGAGCUGAUGUACUUCUCAUCGGGGUACCCACUGGCAAAGACGGUGUGGGAGAUGAUGGGCAAGUGGGGGCAGCUCGAUGCCAAGGCGCGCGCCCACAAGAAGCACGCUAUCGACCCCUCCCUCAGCGAUGGCAUGAACGGCUACCUAGUCUUGUGUGACGGGCAGCCCUGCCCGCCCAUGCUGCGCGCGCCCAUGUCGGGCUUCGAGACCAUCACCAGCAACCAAGUCAUCUGUGUGGUCUACAAGAACCCAGACUUCCAUCGCCACAUCUGCCGCCCGCCAGCUGGCGCCGUCUACCCCCCCAAGUUGGUAUCAGAGCAGGACAUCAAGUCGGAGCCGCUGUGGCAUGAGGAUACGUGGGGGCGGCGACGGCCGCAGAUACAGGACAGGCGGCCAGUGCAGAACGCCAUAGGAGGUCCUGCCCUAGGGGCGGCAGCCACUCGUCUGCUUCUCAACUCUCUCGGCGCGGCCGGGCGGCAGGGCGGGGCGGCAGCCGCCCAGCUGCGGGAAGCGCAGCAGCGGCUGAGUCACAUGGGCACUGCCGGCCCCGUGCCCCUGCCUGUUCCUCUAGCAGGCGGCAUUCUCCCCGUACAGUCACCCUACAGCCAGGCCGCCCCUUAUAGUCACGCUCAUGCGGGCGGAUACAGUCACGGGCAAACGGGGGGGUACAGUGCGGUAUCGGCAGACCCUAGGGUUGCUGCUUAUGGGGGGAAAGCAGGGGCGUAUGGGCAACCACAGCAGCAGCAGCAGCAGCAGCAGCAGCAGCGGCAGCAGCAGCAGCCGCAGCAGCAACAGCAGCAGCAGGGGUAUGGGUAUCGGGGGGGACAGGCUGUAUACCAGGUCCAGCAGCAGGCACAGGGGGGGUAUUAUCAGCAGCAGCAACAGCAGCAGCAAGGGGGGUAUGGUGGGAAUGUGUGGGUGAGGCCUGGUAGUGGAGCAGGUACACAAGCGGCACCACAAGUGGCAGGACAAGCGGCAGGGGGGUAUGGUGGACGAGGGGGGUACGGGCAAGCAGGGGGGUACGGGAGAGGAGGGUAUGGGGCGGGGCAACAGGGGUAUGGGGGGGGUCAGCAGCAGGGGUAUGGGGGCCAACAGGGACGGGGGUGGGGCACGGGUGGGGGGCGUUCACAGCGUGGGCCACGGCAAUGGAUGAAUCAUCCGCACCUCGUGCGUCGCGUGGCAGUGCUCUGUGGGCCGCACCCCUUUAUCGGGCACGGGUGGGGCGCGUUCACAGCGUGGGCCAUGGCAAUGGACCAUCCGCACCUCAUCCGCCGCGUGGCAGUGCUCUGUGGCCCGCAUCCCUUGGUCUUCCGCCGCUCCCUGUCGCUUCGAGAGCCCCUCACACUGCUGCGAUACUUCUAUUGGUUCCUCUUCCUCGUGCCGUGGCUGCCCGAAUGGCUUCUGCGGCGCAACAACUGUGCAGCUCUGCAGCGAGUGUACCGCGAUGAGCCGCUAAGCCCACUGCCUCCUGCCCUCGUGCACAGUCAUGUUGAAGCAUUCUCCACCAAUGGCGCGCUGACAGCUGGCAUCUCGUACCACAGGGCGUUCCUCAGGGGGCUGUGGCGGUUCAGCCGCCCGGUACCCGUGCCUCACAGGGUGCUUGUGUUGUGGGCGGGAAAGGACAAAUACGCCCGCCCGCACAUGGCGCAGCCACCUCCCGCCCUUGUGCCCAACGCGCAAGUGGUGCAUUUUCCCGAGCAUCGUAGUCGCGCAGCAGAGAUGCGCGUGAAGCGGCAGCGGGAGGUGCGGCGCCAUGUGCGCUUCUACCGCACGAGCUGCGGCUUCCGCGAGCCGUUCAAGGCCGUCGCGGACGGCACGUUUCUGCACCACGUCACGCGCCUCCGCCUCUCGCCGCUCGCCACGUCACUUCCCAAGCUGCUCGGCUUUCCGACACGUGUGCAUUCUGGCAGAGCUACAGCGCUAGGGGGGCGCGUUUUGAGGCGCCUCAAAAGGCGCGCAGGUGGCAUUCUGGCGGAGCUGCAGCGCCGGGGGGACGCCGUCAAUGCCUCCUCUCCUCUCCUCUCCAUGACAGGACAUUCCGCCUGCCCCCCUCUCAUCCCUCCCCCUCUUUCUCUCCCCCCCCCCUCCGCGGGUGGCAUUCUGGCGGAGCUGCAGCGCCGGGGGGACGCCGUGGCACAUUGGCAGAGCUACAGGGCUAGGUGCAUUUUGGCGGAGCUGCAGCGCCUGGGGGAUGCUUUCAAGGACACGCGCUUUGCUGCCCGCCAGCUGGAGGUCGCCAGGUGCACGCAUGAGGGCGACGAGGCAGUGACGGCAUCGGAGUGCAUACAGCAUCUCGUGGCGGGUGCUAACCAGCAGCACUUCUUCGUGGCCUCGCAGGACAUUGAAUUCAAGAAGCUUCUCAAGAAGGUUCGUCCGGGCCCAUUUUCUAGUCAAAGAUGGCACAGAGAUGCCACGUGCAGCUCUUCUCCAGGUGCAGCUCUUCUCCACGUGCAGCUCUUCUCCACGUGCAGCUCUUCUCCACGUGCAGCUCUUCUCCACGUGCAGCUCUUCUCCACGUGCAGCUCUUCUCCACGUGCAGCUCUUCUCCACGUGCAGCUCUUCUCCACGUGCAGCUCUUCUCCACGUGCAGCUCUUCUCCACGUGCAGCUCUUCUCCACGUGCAGCUCUUCUCCACGUGCAGCUCUUCUCCACGUGCAGCUCUUCUCCACGUGCAGCUCUUCUCCACGUGCAGCUCUUCUCCACGUGCAGCUCUUCUCCACGUGCAGCUCCAGGUGCAGCUCUUCUCCACGUGCAGCUCUUCUCCACGUGCAGCUCUUCUCCACGUGCAGCUCCAGGUGCAGCUCUUCUCCACGUGCAGCUCUUCUCCACGUGCAGCUCUUCUCCACGUGCAGCUCUUCUCCACGUGCAGCUCUUCUCCACGUGCAGCUCCAGGUGCAGCUCUUCUCCACGUGCAGCUCUUCUCCACGUGCAGCUCCAGGUGCAGCUCUUCUCCACGUGCAGCUCUUCUCCACGUGCAGCUCUUCUCCACGUGCAGCUCUUCUCCACGUGCAGCUCUUCUCCACGUGCAGCUCUUCUCCACGUGCAGCUCUUCUCCACGUGCAGCUCUUCUCCACGUGCAGCUCUUCUCCACGUGCAGCUCUUCUCCACGUGCAGCUCUUCUCCACGUGCAGCUCUUCUCCACGUGCAGCUCUUCUCCACGUGCAGCUCUUCUCCACGUGCAGCUCUUCUCCACGUGCAGCUCCAGGUGCAGCUCUUCUCCACGUGCAGCUCUUCUCUACGUGCAGCUCUUCUCCACGUGCAGCUCUUCUCCACGUGCAGCUCUUCUCCACGUGCAGCUCUUCUCCACGUGCAGCUCUUCUCCACGUGCAGCUCUUCUCCACGUGCAGCUCUUCUCCACGUGCAGCUCUUCUCCACGUGCAGCUCUUCUCCACGUGCAGCUCUUCUCCACGUGCAGCUCUUCUCCACGUGCAGCUCUUCUCCACGUGCAGCUCUUCUCCACGUGCAGCUCUUCUCCACGUGCAGCUCUUCUCCACGUGCAGCUCUUCUCCACGUGCAGCUCUUCUCCACGUGCAGCUCUUCUCCACGUGCAGCUCUUCUCCACGUGCACCUCUUCUCCACGUGCAGCUCUUCUCCACGUGCAGCUCUUCUCCACGUGCAGCUCUUCUCCACGUGCAGCUCUUCUCCACGUGCAGCUCUUCUCCACGUGCAGCUCUUCUCCACGUGCAGCUCUUCUCCACGUGCAGCUCUUCUCCACGUGCAGCUCUUCUCCACGUGCAGCUCUUCUCCACGUGCAGCUCUUCUCCACGUGCAGCUCUUCUCCACGUGCAGCUCUUCUCCACGUGCAGCUCUUCUCCAGGUGCAGCUCUUCUCCACGUGCAGCUCUUCUCCAGGUGCAGCUCUUCUCCACGUGCAGCUCUUCUCCAGGUGCAGCUCUUCUCCAGGUGCAGCUCUUCUCCACGUGCAGCUCUUCUCCAGGUGCAGCUCUUCUCCACGUGCAGCUCUUCUCCAGGUGCAGCUCUUCUCCACGUGCAGCUCUUCUCCAGGUGCAGCUCUUCUCCAGGUGCAGCUCUUCUCCACGUGCAGCUCUUCUCCACGUGCAGCUCUUCUCCACGUGCAGCUCUUCUCCAGGUGCAGCUCUUCUCCAGGUGCAGCUCUUCUCCACGUGCAGCUCUUCUCCACGUGCAGCUCUUCUCCACGUGCAGCUCUUCUCCACGUGCAGCUCUUCUCCACGUGCAGCUCUUCUCCACGUGCAGCUCUUCUCCACGUGCAGCUCUUCUCCACGUGCAGCUCUUCUCCACGUGCAGCUCUUCUCCACGUGCAGCUCUUCUCCACGUGCAGCUCUUCUCCACGUGCAGCUCUUCUCCACGUGCAGCUCUUCUCCACGUGCAGCUCUUCUCCACGUGCAGCUCUUCUCCACGUGCAGCUCUUCUCCACGUGCAGCUCUUCUCCACGUGCAGCUCUUCUCCACGUGCAGCUCUUCUCCACGUGCAGCUCUUCUCUUCUCUUCUCUUCGGGGGUUUCCCUCUUGGUUUCAAGCACUGUCCCCACCCCCUUCUUGCCUCCUUCCCUGCACCCCACUCAACCCUCUCCUUCAUUCCUCCCCACCCCGCGCAGGUGCCAGCAGUGCCAAUCAUCUCAGCCAAUGGGACAUCAAUCUCCCUCGAGCCGCCCUCUCCUCUCGACCUCUCCCUUUCCAAGAAAUCCGAAUCUGCCCGGCUCGGGCUGCCCGAACACGAGCAGCAGCAGCUGCUGCUGGCGCGGGCAGCCAAGCGAAAGAAACGAAUCGAGGAGACACAGAAAGGGCUUGUUCCUACAGUCGUCGACAGGACGAGGCAGCGAGGCGAUGUUGCUGGGAGCGAGAGAAAAGCAGAAACGGGAGUAGAGGGAGGAGGCGAGGGGGAGGGUGUUUCUGGGAGUGAGGGAGAAGGGAGGGAUGGGGCAGGUGGUGAAGGGGUGGAGGAGGGGGUCGGGGGGGCAGGAGGGGUAAAUUCAAAUGCAGAUGCGUAUGGGUAUGGAUAUGAUUCGGAGGAGGAGGGAGAGGAGAGGAAGCUGGAGUGGAAGCGGCUGGGGUAUGUGAAGGACCGGGCCAAGUUCAAACGGAAGCGAGUGAAGGGACCCAACCCUCUAUCAUGCAAGAAGAAGGCCCGCCCAGCAGGGGGAGUGGGGAGUGAAGGAAAGAGACAAGGGAUGGAUGGAGCAGGGCCAAAAAAGAGGCAGAGGAGACGGCGGAAGGGAGGCCAGGCGGCUGAAGGAGGUGCGGUGGAUGGGAAUGGUGGAGCCUCUGAAUAG
Molecule: messenger RNA, 7788 nt
Organism: Closterium sp. Naga37s-1
Lineage: Eukaryota; Viridiplantae; Streptophyta; Zygnematophyceae; Desmidiales; Closteriaceae
Source: the annotation of a GenBank genome assembly